Salvia splendens (bonfire salvia) is the source of this 1544-nucleotide messenger RNA. Its product is annotated as glucan endo-1,3-beta-glucosidase 8. The transcript is spliced from 2 exons. Lineage: Eukaryota; Viridiplantae; Streptophyta; Magnoliopsida; Lamiales; Lamiaceae. Bases 21 to 1478 code for a protein of 485 amino acids. The record is from RefSeq and is a predicted model, not a curated record. Gene Ontology annotation, biological process: carbohydrate metabolic process. Gene Ontology annotation, molecular function: hydrolase activity, hydrolyzing O-glycosyl compounds.
UAGUAAAAAUCUAUAAUCAUAUGGUACGUGCAAUGACAAAACCGUCGUGGGCAGUGACCGUGAUCAUGGCGGUGGCUGUGGCACAACUCGCCUGUGUGGAGGGCAUUGGCAUUAACUGGGGGAAUCAGGCAUCCCAAAACCUGCAUCCUAGAAACAUUGUCCAAAUGUUAAAAGACAACAACAUUACUAAGAUUAAAUUGUUUGAUUCUGAUGCAUGGGUUGUCAAACAUUUUGCCGGGACAGGAAUUGAAGUCAUGCUUGGUAUUCCCAACCUACAUUUAGCUUCUUUGGCCGAUCGAUACAGUCAUGCUAAGGCAUGGGUCAAGACCAACCUCACUAGGCAUAUCCACCAAGGUGGCGUCGAUAUCAAGUACGUGGCAGUUGGCAACGAGCCAUUCUUGACAGCCUACAAUGGGUCGAACCUGCAAACGACUUUUCCGGCGCUUUGGAACAUCCAAAAGGCGAUAAACGAAGUCGGCCUAGGCAACAAAAUCAAGGCGACAAUCCCACAAAACGCCGACGUUUACGACUCCGGCACCAAAGGCCCGUCGGGCGGCGACUUCCGCGCCGACAUCCGAGCGACGAUGAAGCAGAUCGUGCAAUUUCUACGAGACAACAACGCGCCUUUCGUCGUCAACAUCUACCCUUUCCUCAGCCUAUCCCUCAACCCCGACUUCCCCAUCGAAUUCGCCUUCUUCAGCGGCGGCGCGCAACCGGUCCAGGACGGAUCCAUCACAUACACCAACGUGUUGGAUGCGAACCUCGACACGCUCGUGUCGGCACUGAAGAAAGCCGGCUGUGGAAAUGUUCCGAUCAUCGUCGGCGAGAUCGGGUGGCCUACCGACGGCGACAAAUACGCCUCCGUCGAUCUCGCGAAGAAAUUCUACGAUGGUUUUUUCAACAAAAUAGCAACGACGAAAGGAACACCUCUUUACAAAAACUCAAUUGAAUACUACCUUUUCGGGUUGACAGAUGAGAACUUGAAGAGCAUCGCGCCAGGUGAUUUCGAGCGCCAUUGGGGCAUUUUCACCUACGACGGACAGCCUAAGUUUGCGGUGGAUUUCUUAGGACAGAACACCAACAAGAUGCCUGUGGCGGCGAAGAACGUCAAGUACUUGGAAAAGAAAUGGUGCGUCUACGUCAGCAAGGGCGAGACCGUUAAUGAGCUCUCGGCAAACAUGGACUAUGCUUGCACGAACGGCGACUGCACGGCGCUGAAAUACUCGAGCCCUUGUAGUAAAUUGAGUAACUCGUCGAAGGUAUCGUACGCGUUUAACAUGUUUUUUCAAAUGAUGUAUCAAGAUGUGGAGUCGUGUGAUUUCGGGGGACUUGCGAAGAUCGUGACGAAGAAUGCUACGGUGGGAAAUUGUCUAUUCCCGAUCGCGUUGGAUAUCGAUUGGGCGUGGAGCGUCGCGGCGGAUGUGAGGUUCACCGUUCUGGUGGUGUUGUUGGUGUUGUUGUUGUUGCUGGAGUUAUAAAAAUAAAGCUUCUUUAUAUCUUGCAUACCAUAGUGUUGAGGAUUUUGAGAAAAUAAAGUUAGACGA